Molecule: messenger RNA, 624 nt
Organism: Neoarthrinium moseri
Lineage: Eukaryota; Fungi; Ascomycota; Sordariomycetes; Amphisphaeriales; Apiosporaceae
Exons: 2
Coding region: 1-624 (207 amino acids)
Source: RefSeq, a predicted model, not a curated record
AUGUCUCUUCCCUUGCGCACCAAUUCAGCCCGAGACUCUGGAGGCUCGCAGCGGCGUAGCAGGCGCCAUCGACAGCGUGGUCGACGUAGCCGUAGCCCACGACCAUAUCCCCGGGUGGCAUCAAGUACGGGACAGACAGACCAGAGGAAUGGCCGAAGGUCUACGCCUGAAGACCCGGUUCCGGCCGGCGUUGAAUCCCCCAACGGGGACGCACUUUUUAUUGCGCAAGGCAUGGAUGAAAUGGUAGUCUCAGAACCCCACCACGGAGCCAGGGGCGGCAGUCACCAGACUCCGGCUGCCUUUCAGUCGGCUGGGAUGUUCACUGGGUCUGAUGGCUGUCUUCAUUCUCAUGCCGCACAGCAUAGUUCUGGUCAAGAGGAGGGGAGCCGACAGGGUGAUGAAGACGGCGAACGUAUGGAGUUGACUGAGGAGAACUUCUCAUCCAUUGACCACUGGACUAGUGCCAAUGACGAUGCUUGGAACCCUUUCCGAGGCACGGCCCAGCACUCGAGCUCAGGGUACCAACUGUUGAUUAUCGAGGAAGAGGAAGAGGAGGAGGAGGCGCACGAGGAAGAGGAAGAGAACGUUGAGAAUAGUGCUGCCACUAUUCACAACGCAAACUGA